AUGGCAAAAGGCGGCGAUUCGAUUGUGGUGGCCGUCAGAGUUCGGCCGUUCAAUGAUCGGGAGAAAACGAGGAAUUGUAAACUGGUGAUUGAGAUGCCUGACGAGCAGACUACAGUAAUCCGGGAUCCGAAAACGGGCGACGAGAAACGAUUCACUUAUGAUCAUUCCUACUGGUCUCAUGAUGGAUUCGACGAGAAAAAGAAUGGAUACUUCGAACCGACUGACCCUCAUUACGCUGAUCAGGUGGAGAGUGUGACGGGAUAGAGAGACAGCUUGGGAGGAUUAUUGUCACUCAUUCAGUUGGUUCAUUUUCAGAAACGAGUCUUCGAAGACCUUGGAAGAGGAGUUCUGGCGAAUGCAUGGGCGGGAUACAAUUGUUCACUGUUCGCCUACGGACAGACUGGAAGUGGAAAGAGUUAUUCGAUUGUUGGAUUCAAGAAUAAUAAAGGAAUUGUGCCAAUCGUCUGCGAGGAGCUAUUCAAGCAGAUUGCGGAGAACAAAAAGAAGAAUAUGCAAUUCGAAGUGUUCGUUUCGAUGAUGGAGAUCUACUGCGAGAAAGUCCGAGAUCUGCUGAGCACAACUCCGCCGCCGAAAGGAGGGCUCAAAGUAAGAGAGCAUCCGAAGAACGGCUUCUACGUGGAGAACUUGACGACUGUGCCAGUGAACAGCUUCAAAGAAAUCGAAGCAAAGAUUGAGGAGGGAACGAAAAACCGAACGAUUGCGGCGACUCAGAUGAACGCGACGAGUAGCAGGUGAGAUAUUCAGAAGAGAAAGAGCAGAAGCGAGCAGGAAUGUAUUCAGAGCACACACAAUUGUGAAGAUCACAUUCAACCAAAAGUCGAGCAAGCAGGCUGGAGGGGCUUCGAUGAAAAAGAGCGAGAUAAACCUGGUUGAUUUGGCCGGAAGUGAGAGGCAAUCGGCCGCGGGGACGGAAGGGGAUCGGCUCAAAGAGGGCAUCGUCAUCAAUCAGUCCCUGACGACACUCGGAAGAGUCAUAAAGGCGCUGCAUGACUCGCAGAAGUCAAAGGGCGGGAAGAAAAUGCAAAUACCGUACAGGGACUCCGUGCUGACCUGUCUUUUGAAGAAUGCGUUAGGAGGAAACAGUAAAACACUUUUGGUAAGUGAGAAGAAAUUGAGAAAACUGGAAAGAACGUUCAGAUUGCUGCCAUUUCGCCCGCCGACAUCAAUUUUGAAGAAACGCUCUCCACACUCAGAUUCGCCGAUCGUGCCAAAUCGAUCCAAACCAACGCGGUUGUAAAUGAGAAUCAGACGGAAAAGGCGCUACGAGAGCUGAGAGAAGAGAACCUCCGACUGCAGGGCCAGAUUCAAGGAGGGACAGCUGGGGACGCGAGCAACGAGGAAAUCGAGAAACUGAGGAGGCAGUUGGCGGAGAAUCAGAAGGAGAUGGAAGAAAUGGAGAAGAGUUGGCAGCAGAAGAUUGCGGAAGAAGCGGCUAAGCACGCGGGAGGCGCCAGCGAGAAGGCGGAGAUGGAGACGAAGAAGAAGAAGAUGUGCCAUCUGUGGAAUCUGAACGAGGAUCCGGCACUCACGAAUGUCAUUGUGCACUUCAUUCCCGCCGGAGAGACUGUAGUUGGUUGGUUGAGAUUGGGAAGAAAGCAAAGAAAAAACGAGAUAAGUUUCAGGUAACAAGCCGACGACUUCUGGAAACUUCAUUCAGAUGAGCGGUCUGUCAAUUCUUCCCCAACACGUCAUUCUGAGAAAUGAGAACAACAACACAAUCACUCUGUCGCCCUGUUCAGAUGUAUUGUAGAAUCCCUUUCUUUCCAACUCAUUUCGUGUUUUCAGGACCUCGAUAUCUUUGUUAACGGAAAACCGGUGCAUGGAGAGACCCAAUUGCAGCAAAAUGAUCGCGUCUUCUUCGGUGGCAACCAUCUUUAUGUUUUCAAUAAUCCGACGAAGAAGGGAGUGAAAACUGAUAUCACUUAUGACACGGCACAGGCGGAAAUAGCACAGAAUCAUGCGGCGGCUCUUGGAAAUCGGACGAUCGGGGGAGGAUCCAAGAGUGAGUCCUUGUUCAUGAUGCACUCAGAUUAAUCCUCUGUUCUCAGGAGACCUGAUACUCGAGGAAGAGCUCAUGUCGACGCUCCCGCUGGUCCAGAGAGCCAAUGCGAUGGCCGCCGAAUUGGGGUAAGUCAAGGUGUUUGACCUGCUAAACUAAACUAAAGUAGUAUUUGAAUACGUGAAUACGCCUUUGCAGACGAAAUGUGAAAUUCGAAAUCGUGUUGGUGUCACCGGAGAUGCGCGGGUUGACAAGUGGGCUGACCGAGGUGGAUGACAUCAAGUUUCCCCUUCAAAUGACUCGUUUUGUAUUAUUCAGAUCUGGAUUAAAGUUCACAACGUCUCCGAAGACACGUACUUUCUUUGGGAGAAGUCGAGAUUCAUGAACAGGUACUACGGGAUGCAGGAGAUGUACGAGGCGAAGCAGGACGGAAGCGAAGAGUGGAACAUGCCGAAGGAGAGAGACCCCUUCUACGAACCGCCCGAUUCGCCCGUCUUCAUCGCCUCCUCCGUCGUUUUCCUUCAAAGUCUCGCGUAUCUCAUUGACGUGGAAGAGCAGUUCCCGAUCGUCGACCUCUCCGGACAAGAGAUGGGACUGCUGACUGUCGGGCUCUCUCCGUGCUCGACAACCGGGAAAGAGCUGCGAGGGGAAUACGUGGAGAAUCCGAACCAACUUGUCGGGAAGAACAUUGCAUUCAAAGUGAAAGUGAUAUCGGCGGUCGGUCUGCCGAGAAGAAUCCUCAAGUCCAGCUGCAAAUACCGAUUUUUCGGCUCAAAAAAGAUGACUCAAACUCCAACAGUCUCGGGGAAUUCGCCUGCUUACGGACACGAGGAGACAUUCCAAUUCAAGCCGGUCACAAAAGACGUCGCCGAUUAUCUAGCCAAUUCCAAUCUAUACAUCACAUUUUGGGGAACACAGAGACCGAGAGGAGCGGUCAGCCGGAAGAACAGCGUGUCGACGAUUGCGAGUGGGACGAGGGAAGCGCCCAACAAGACGGUCAGUCUGGAACUUUCCCGCGUGUUUGAACAAGAAAUGUUGCAGAAACGAGUGGAGAAGAUGGUUCAGCAGGCGAAGUCGGCCGACAACCGAAACAUUUCGGUGAAGGCGUUGGAGACGGUGCUUCGGGGCGGCGAAGACAACGAGAACAGGUGAGAAAUCAACGGCGCGAAACGGCCGAAUCUUCCAAAUUCCAGAAAGGCGCGCAAACAGUCGAUGAAGAAGGCCGGUUCGUCGACGGCGCUCAAAAGUCGGAGCGCCUCCUCGAAGAAGAAACCGAAGGCGAAAUGA
Caenorhabditis sp. 36 PRJEB53466 is the source of this 3307-nucleotide messenger RNA. The record is from the annotation of a GenBank genome assembly. Lineage: Eukaryota; Metazoa; Nematoda; Chromadorea; Rhabditida; Rhabditidae.